Messenger RNA from Halteromyces radiatus, 3376 nucleotides. RefSeq names its product chitin synthase-domain-containing protein. The coding region runs from base 173 to 3376 and encodes 1067 amino acids. The record is from RefSeq and is a predicted model, not a curated record. Lineage: Eukaryota; Fungi; Mucoromycota; Mucoromycetes; Mucorales; Cunninghamellaceae. Gene Ontology annotation, cellular component: cell septum; cell periphery. Gene Ontology annotation, molecular function: chitin synthase activity. The transcript has 5 exons.
CUUUAUUCUCCCUUUCACUCUUUCCAUCCCCCCUUUUUUUUUUCUUUUUCUUUUCUCUCUUUAUCUUUUGUGUAUCUAUAGAAAUAAGCAAGAGUUCAACUGGAUAGUUUUUUUUUUUUUAUAUAUCCAUAUUCUUACUUCCAUCAUAUACACUCAUUAAUAUAUUACAAGGAUGCCAGGACCAGGGCGAUAUGACAACGUAACUGGAUACCCUCCUCAUCAUCAACAACCACCACAACAUCAUUAUGUAGAUACAACAGCUAAUAGUACUUCUAUUGGACGAAGACCUACUACACUUGGUCGUGCUCCUACUCGACGUAUCAUUGCAGGUGCUAAUAGUAAUGUCAAUAACGCCAGUCAAGAUAUUCAACGCGGCCGUACUUUAAUUCGACCUGAUCGGUACCAAGAACCAGCUCCGCUGAUGACAGGCAAACCUCAAACCAGUCGAUCCGCUUUUGAACCAUGGACUCUACUUUCUCGUAUUGUUACUUUUUGGGCUCUUCCUCCUAUGUUGAAAGCAUGUGGAUUACACGAUAAAGGAAUGCAACAAGCUUGGCGUGAAAAAAUUACUUUAUGUUUUUUGAUCGCUUGUUUGGGUGGCUUCGUUGCUUUUAUUACUAUUGGUUUAUCUACUGUCUUAUGUCCUCCUGGUUCUUCAAAUAAUGCUGCCAUUUUUGCUUCUUACAACGAUACUUCUGGUGCUUUUGGUCUGGUCGGGAUUCAAGGUUGGCAAUUCAAUAUCUCUACUUAUAAACCUACUGGUAGUUCUACCAAUUUUUAUGAUCUUCUUCCUGGUACCGAUGUCACUAACAAUUUUCUUCACGGUCAAAACUUGGAAGCUUGUACUAAUCCUGGUGACUCUACUACAGCUUCUUUUGCAGCAGUGACUCUCAAUCCUUGUACUGGUGGAAAUUGUGCUCUUGGUCCUUUGAACGACGCUACUUUCAAAACUCUUUCCAUAUUCAAUUCUACUCGACAAGUUGGUUUUGAUUGGCAACAAAUGGCAAGUCCCAAUCUUACUAAUUUCCUUGUGGUGGACGGCAAUGUACUCAAUAUGGACCCUUAUAUGAAUACUCACAAAACUGCUCUUGCAAACGAUGAAUUGGAUUCUGUGAUACGAACAGUACUGAAUCAAACUUUUGCUAUGGGUGGACGGGAUGCAACCAAAUUGAUGUAUCGUACUUCCGCACUUCAAGCUGCUGUGCCUUGUUUGGUACAAAAAUAUAGAGCUGGAGCUAUUGAUAAGGAUACACCAGGUUGUUUCAUGGCUGCUAUUAUCUUGUACUGUUCCUUAUUGAUUGUGGUAUCUCUUGUUUUGGCAAGAUUCUUGAUGGCUUUGAUCUUUUCUUGGUUCCUUUCUCGUCGACUCUCUCAAACUCCUCAAGAUGUGAACUCUCCUCUUUACAACAAUGCUGCUGGUGCUAUCUCUGUUGGAGCCGCUGCUGGACGUGGUGGUAAAAUGUUCCCUAAUCAACAAUCUAUGGAAAUGGCUGAUAUCAAUACUCCCCUCACUGGUGGCUAUGGAAAUACUCGUGUAGAAAUCGGAAAUGAUUUAUAUACUGUCAUGUUGAUCACUUGUUAUUCUGAAAAUACUGAAGGUAUUCGUGCUACCGUUGAAUCUCUUUCAUCUACCAUUUAUCCUGAUGAUCGCAAACUUUUAUUCUUGGUUGCUGAUGGUAUUAUUACUGGUCAUGGUGAAACGAUGUCUACCCCUGAUAUGUGUUUGGAUCUUGUUACUUUUGAUAAUCCUGCUAUGAAGAAUCCUGAAGCAAAGGCUUACCUUGCUGUAGCAACUGGUUCCAAACAAUAUAAUAUGGCAAAGGUCUAUGCUGGUCAUUAUGUUUGCAAGGGUCACAAGGUACCAUUGAUUCUUAUUGUCAAGUGUGGUGGACCUGCCGAACAAGGAAAACCAAAACCUGGUAAUCGUGGUAAACGUGAUUCUCAACUUAUUCUGAUGAACUUCUUCAGCCGUGUCACUUAUAACGAUCGUAUGACGCCCUUGGAUUAUGAAUUAUUCCAAAAAAUCAAGUAUAUUACUGGUGUUACUCCUGAUCUCUUUGAAGUGGUACUCAUGGUGGAUGCUGAUACAAAGGUUUAUGAUACAUCUCUUCGGGUUUUAGUCAAUUGUAUGGUAAAUGAUAAUUUGAUUAUGGGACUUUGUGGUGAAACGAAAAUUGCCAACAAACGUGAUUCUUGGGUGACAGCCAUUCAAGUAUACGAAUACUUUAUUUCUCAUCAUAUGGCAAAAGGUUUUGAAGCUGUAUUUGGUGGUGUGACCUGUUUACCUGGUUGUUUCUCUAUGUAUCGACUCAAGGCUCGUAAAGGUGAUGGUGAUUGGAUUCCUAUUAUUACCAAACCUGAAAUUGUACAAGAAUAUUCCUCCAAUACUAUUGAUACCCUUCAUCAAAAGAAUCUAUUAUUACUUGGUGAAGAUCGAUUCUUGACAACUCUCAUGCUUAGAAAUUUCCCCUUCCGAAAAAUGGUCUUUACUCCUCAAGCUAUUUGUAAAACAAUUGUACCUGAUGAAUUCAAAGUACUCUUAUCCCAACGUCGUCGAUGGAUUAAUUCUACUAUUCACAACUUAUUUGAACUUGUAUUGGUACGAAAUCUCUGUGGUACCUUCUGUUUCUCUAUGCAAUUUGUAGUGAUGAUGGAUUUAGUUGGUACUUUGACACUUCCUGUAGCUAUUAUCUUGACUGUAGUAUUGAUUAUCAACAUGGCUCGAACUAAAAUUACUGACUUUUCGACGGCAGUACCUUUGAUUCUCUUGAUCAUUGUGCUCUUCUCACCGGCUUUCUUGAUUUUGAUUACGACACGUAAAUGGGUAUAUCUAAUGUGGAUGGGUGUUUAUUUACUUGCUCUACCAGUAUGGAAUUUCGUGUUACCUGUGUACUCAUUCUGGCAUUUUGAUGACUUUUCAUGGGGUGAAACUAGAAAGGUGGAAGGUGAAACUAAGGGCGAUGAUCAUUCCAAGGCUGAAGGACAAUUUGAUCCAUCCAAGGUUCCUUUGAAACGAUGGGAAGAUUAUGAACGUAAACGUAUUAGGGCUAACAAACGACGCGAACGAAAGGAAAGACAAAUUCGAGAAAUGGGACCUACACAUUUGACACAUGAAGGUGGUAUCGAUGAUGAUCGUCGUGGAUUAUUGGAUGAUGACAAUCAAUCAGACGUUUCUGGUGGACCUAUGCAUUAUUUUGAUCCUUCCAAAGAAGCCCCUGUCAAAUCUGGAUCGGGUUAUUAUCCUUCCUUUACUCCUCAAAGUUCUCCUGCCACUCCUCCAAAACAACAACAAUGGCAGCAACCUCCUCCUUCUCAUCAACCUCAAUUCAUGGGUCCUGGACAAUAUAUGGGUACUCCUCCUACUCGACGACAAUAG